AUGGAUAAGUCAUGGAUGCACUCGGAUAGAAGAUCGAAGGCAUAUGAGGAUCACUUAUACUUUAAUGGAGUUGACCAAAGCUAUAAGAAUUGGACAUUUCACGGAGAACCUUGGGAAGCAGCUACUAAUGCUAGUAGAAAUGUUGAAGAAGAUGAUGACCAUAGUAGGUACAGUUUUGUGUCUGAAGAAAUAGAGAUGGAUGAUAAUGAUUUUGGUGAUUUUGGAUCUGAUCCUUAUGAGUUUGCCAAUGUGAUUGGGGAUGGAGAUCAACCAUUGUACCCUGGUUGUAGAAAGUACACGAAGUUAUCGGCAUUAGUGAAGUUGUAUAAUUUGAAGGCAAAAUAUGGGAUGAGUGAUGUCUGUUUUACAGAAUUAUUGAUACUUCAAGGCGAUUUGCUUCCAGAAGGAAAUACAAUACCGGCCUCUAUGUAUGAGGCAAAAAAGACUUUGUGUGCAUUGGGGCUGAGUUAUGAGAAAAUGCACGCAUGCCCCAAUGAUUGCAUCUUGUAUAGGAAGGAGUAUGAGGAUUUAACUCAUUGUCCUAAUUGUGGUAUCUCAAGGUGGAAGGAAGGCAAAGAUUCAAUCUUGAAAGAGGGUGUGCCAGCGAAGCCCGGAAAUGAUAUAGACGUCUACUUGGAGCCUUUGAUUGAUGAUUUAAAAUCUUUGUGGGAUGGGAUUGGAGGAGUGUAUGAUGCACAUAAUGGAGAAUACUUUACACUCAGAGCUGCAUUAAUGUGGACAAUUAAUGAUUUCCCCGCCUAUGGAAACUUAUCUGGUUGUGUUGUUAAAGGAUAUAAAGCUUGUCCAAUAUGCGGCGAUGAUACACCUAGUCACAGGUUGAAAAAUGGCCACAAAAUUUGUUACAUUGGGCAUAGAAAAUGGUUACCGAUCAAUCAUCCAUAUAGGAGGCAACGUGCAGCUUUUAAUGCGAAACCUGAAUAUGGCACGCAUCCUGAGCCAUUAACCGGAGAAGAAGUGCUGCAUAUGGUUGAAGAUGGUGACAGAGUUUGUUGGAAGAAGAAAUCAAUAUUCUUUGAUCUCGAGUAUUGGAAAUACCUUCCUGUGAGGCAUGUCCUAGAUGUUAUGCACAUUGAGAAGAAUGUUUGCGAUAGUAUCAUUGGUACAUUGCUGGAGAUCCCUGGAAAAAAUAAAGAUGGAAUUGCUGCUCGAUUAGAUUUAUUGAACAUGGGGGUCAAAACUGAUUUGCAACCCGAGUAUGGAGAAAGACGUACUCGUUUGCCUCCCGGGCCUUGGAAUUUGUCAAGAGCAGAGAAGAGAGAGGUUUGCAAUUCUUUCUAUGGUAUGAAGGUCCCUGAAGGUUAUUCUUCAAAUAUAAAAAAUCUUGUAUCUUUACAAGAUUCAAGACUUCUUGGCCUUAAAUCACAUGAUUGUCAUACCUUAAUGCAACAAUUGCUCCCUGUGGCAAUUCGUUCUGUUUUGGAGAAGCCUGCAAGGUAUGCAAUAACUCGUUUGUGCUUCUUCUUCAAUGCUAUAUGUGCAAAGACUGUUGAUGUUUCCAAGCUAGAUAAGUUGGAAGAAGAUGUAGUAGUUACUUUGUGUUUGCUUGAGAAGUACUUUCCCCCUUCAUUCUUUGAUAUCAUGGUUCAUCUAGUAGUACAUCUUGUCAGAGAAAAUCGUACUCGUCCCGAAGGUUGCAUUGCUGAGCGGUAUAUAGCUGAAGAAGCUGUAGAGUUUUGUACCGAGCAUUUAUCUGAAAGAAAACUGCGUCUUAUCAUUGAGAUCAUCAGCAUUCAAUUGCAUUCGCUCUUCCAAGGACACCUUCGCAGCCUCCUGAUCCUCCAGAUCAGGGACGUUCGCAGUUGUUCUCAUCCGCGUCGUUCUCCUUGGCCUGUUCUGCGAGCCUUCGACUCUUCCUUUAUGCCUUCCUCUUUCUCUUGUGGGAGGUCUCGUGUCAGGGGCCGGAUAAAGCUGGAGCUCCAACCCAUUUGA
This is a messenger RNA of Prunus armeniaca (apricot), 1950 nucleotides long. The record is from the annotation of a GenBank genome assembly. Lineage: Eukaryota; Viridiplantae; Streptophyta; Magnoliopsida; Rosales; Rosaceae.